AUGCCCUACCGCGCCGGAAGUUGGGUCGGGGUCCACGACACGUCAGACGACAUGCGUAUUCUGUACGCGUCGUCAAACCUGUAUGAUAUAGUCAAUAUCCAUGCCAGUGACUGCAUAGGAACUCCGGCGACCGAAUUUAUCACUGGUGAAAGUCUAGAGACCUAUGUGCGUAUCACGACGUCUGAUGGCUCAGCUAUUGUGAUCCGUACCAUAUCGUUUAUCUGCAGCAGCAUAGCCUUUGUCAUCGGGUCGUCCGACCCAAGCGGGCUGUUUGAGCGCAUGAUGCAGCGCGACCACAUCAAGCGCUUCCGGUAUGUAACCAAGGACGAGAACAGGAUGGAGACGCUGACGCAAAUUAACCAAGCUAUCAGCGAGGCACCCGACUCUGGCAACUCAACUGCCGCUGCUCCUCAGGAGCGCUUGCAUGGCAGCACGCAAGAGCACCAGCAUGUUCUCAUCCAGGCAUGCAUCAUCCUUGAUAACUUGGAGCGAGUGGACAGCCGAACGCCGCAUGGCCCAACCAUCACUUUCUUGACCAACAGCAUGGAGCAAAUUAUUGACGUCGAUGCGACCGACCUCCAGGGAACUCCGUUCCUGUCAUUGGUUGCUGUCGACGAUAUCUCCAAAGCAGGCGAGUUUUUGCAGGGGCUCCUCCGUCACCCAUUCGGGGCUCCUGCCGAGGGACAACUGCCUGCAUGUAUUACUGUCGAGAUGAUGGGUGCGGGUUCCGAGACCGGUGCGAUACUGCUCUGCCAGCCUGCCGUUGGGCUUCACCUACAGCGCAUGAACUGUGGCCUGGAUGAGGAUGCCGGGUAUAUGACACUCGAGGAGCUGGUGUCGUCAGAGGCUGAGACCAGUGAAUGCGACAGCGCAUGGAGAGGCAUCAGACCCGAGUAA
Molecule: messenger RNA, 897 nt
Organism: Linderina pennispora
Lineage: Eukaryota; Fungi; Kickxellomycota; Kickxellomycetes; Kickxellales; Kickxellaceae
Exons: 3
Coding region: 1-897 (298 amino acids)
Source: RefSeq, a predicted model, not a curated record